GAAUGAACAUGGCGACGUGCAUCUCCUUCCAGACGCAGCUCUCCUCCGUCAUGGAGGUGCUGCUGAAGGCGGCCGUGGCGGACAUCUCCAAGCUGGUCGAUGACAAAUGCGCGUUCCUGCAUGUGGAGAUCUCCCGGAAGCAGAGCGAGGUGGAGAUGCUGAGGAGGAAGCUGCAGACGAUGGAGAAGAAGAACACGCAGCUGCAGCGCGGCUUCGAGAACUACAUGGACCGAGGGACGGAUGUAGGGACCAACUGUCGUCAUCACUCAGGAGACAUUAAGUUUCCAGAGAUGGAAGAUGUCGCUGUUUCCUUCACGAUUAAAGAAGAGAGUCCAGAUGAGCCGUUGUGGAUCAGUGACACCGCCGGACCCAUGGGUGGUUCUGUUCUGUACUCCAACCCAGGUGCCUUGGGGGAGAGCCAGCAGCUGGAAGAGGGACGUCACUUAUCCCAUCCAGAGGUCUCCAGGCUAAAACCAUCCGAGUUCAGCGACUUGUACUCGGGUCAUCACGCAGGACAGAUCAGCGGCCUUCACUUCACUGUCAAGACGGAGAAGGAGGAGGAGGAGCGAUCGGGCUUCAGUCAGGACGGAUGUCAGCACGGCGCCGGGAAGCAGAAUCAACUCGCCGCUGACUUCUCCAUCGACGAGCGAGAGAAUCAACUCUGGUCGUCCAUAAUCGAAGGCAACGACAUUGAGGCUGGGUUUCCCGACUUCUCCAGUAUGGUGGAGGAGUAUUCCAGCACGUUCCCGGAGCACUCGGACGCCGCUGUGGUUUCGAACAGCAGCAAGUCCACCGGUGUCCAGCAGCCGUCCUCUCAGAGGCCGUGCAACGGGCUCUACAGCGCUGAGUAUCAGAAGGACGUCCCGCAGUCCUCCGGGUUUCAGAGCAGAGCUCCGGGCGCGCUCCCUCAGCCGGACCGGCAGAAGGAGCAGCUGUACUCGCAGAGGAGCGGGUCGCACGCUGGACACCUGAGGCCGCCGGACGAGCACCCCGAGAGGGACGCCACAUCCGGAGACCGACCGGCCGUGACUCACUCCCACAGCACGUUCACGCCGAGCAGCUACCACAACCCGCACAAGGCCUACUCCGCCGCGGCGCGGGGCUACGUCUGCUUGCAGUGCGGGAAGACGUUCAGCCGCCUGCACCAGUUCAAGCUGCACCAGCAGAGCCACAGGAGGAAGCGAUCGUUCUGGUGCACGGUGUGUGGGAAGAGCUUCCAGUGCUCGUCCCACCUCAGCAUACACCACCGGACGCACACGGGCGAGAAGCCGUUCGGCUGCGGGCAGUGUGGGAAGAGGUUCACGCAGCAGAGCAGCCUGAGGGUCCACCAGCGCACCCACAGCGGCGAGCGGCCCUACAGCUGCUCCCAGUGCGGGAAGACCUUCAUCCUGAUGCACCACCUGAAACGCCACAGAAUCAUUCACACGUACAGCUGA
Molecule: messenger RNA, 1436 nt
Organism: Pleuronectes platessa (European plaice)
Lineage: Eukaryota; Metazoa; Chordata; Actinopteri; Pleuronectiformes; Pleuronectidae
Product: zinc finger protein 3
Exons: 4
Coding region: 3-1436 (477 amino acids)
Biological process (GO): regulation of transcription by RNA polymerase II
Molecular function (GO): DNA-binding transcription factor activity, RNA polymerase II-specific; RNA polymerase II cis-regulatory region sequence-specific DNA binding
Source: RefSeq, a predicted model, not a curated record